Pyrus x bretschneideri (Chinese white pear) is the source of this 438-nucleotide messenger RNA. RefSeq lists its product as uncharacterized. The transcript has 2 exons. Gene Ontology annotation, molecular function: protein binding. Bases 1 to 438 code for a protein of 145 amino acids. The record is from RefSeq and is a predicted model, not a curated record. NCBI's taxonomy places the organism in Eukaryota, Viridiplantae, Streptophyta, Magnoliopsida, Rosales, Rosaceae.
AUGUUGCUUUUAUAUUUUAGCAGUGCACCCUCCUCCGUCUACUUCAGUUUAACAGCGUCCCGCUAUGACAAUGUGCUUGACAUCAAAACUACGAUUCAGAAAGGCCAAAUUAUACCCGACCUUACAUCCACUGACCACCUAAAUCUAAUUUUCAAUGGAAAACCACUUGAAGAUCACCGCGACCUUAAAUUCUAUGGUAUCAGUUCAAACUCAACCGUUCAGUACACUCUCGACCAUGCUCACUACAAACAGUUAAUUGCCAAAAGAAGCCCUAUUGAACCGCAAACACACAGUUGGCCUCCAUCGUCAUCACAAACCAACUUCAGUCUUGACCAAAACGACGAGGACCGCCAUGAUUCUGAGGAUGUGGAGUCUUGGUUUAGUUAUGAUGAAUAUAAUGCUUAUGGAGAAGAAGCAUCCAAUGGCAGUCGUGGAUGA